This is a messenger RNA of Oncorhynchus keta (chum salmon), 1226 nucleotides long. RefSeq names its product E3 ubiquitin-protein ligase NEURL3-like. Lineage: Eukaryota; Metazoa; Chordata; Actinopteri; Salmoniformes; Salmonidae. The record is from RefSeq and is a predicted model, not a curated record. Gene Ontology annotation, molecular function: ubiquitin protein ligase activity. The transcript is spliced from 4 exons. Bases 103 to 999 code for a protein of 298 amino acids.
ACUAAGAAGAGCCAACAUCACUGCUGCCUUGCUACUGUAUCAGUCCAGUGUGAAGACUCCACGGGAAGAAAGCCAACUUCAAGACAGGCAAACCUGAAGAGGAUGGAGAUUGGUAGGAGAACUGAGAUGUAUCCACCCAAUAUAUGUGGGCGUCACUGUCUGGGGCCCCUGUCCUUCCACAAAGGGGCCUUGGGAACUGAUGUGUGGCUGAGUCUGGGAGGUAGACGUGUGGAGAGGGACAGAGAGACCUUCCAGAAUGGUCUGACUUUCAGCAGUCGUCCAAUCAGGGUCCAGGAGAAGAUACAUCUGCGGGUGGAAUGUUGUGACCAACACUGGCAUGGAGCUCUGCGGCUGGGCUUCACCAUCAUACCCCCCUCCUCCUCUGGGCCCCUCUUCCCUCCUGCUAUGGCUAUCCCUGACCUCACCACCACCUACGGGUACUGGGCAUCCAUCGUGCCCUCCAGCCUCAUCAUCCCAGGUGCAGAGCUCCGCUUCUGGGUGACCCCUCGAGGAACGCUGGUUUACGAGGGGCCAAAUGGUUUGAGGUACAAGCUACUGAAGGGGGUGGAUGUGACACGCCACCUGUGGGCCAUGAUAGAUGUCUACGGACAGACCAGAGCUGUGCUCCUAUUGGGAUCAGAAAAGAAAGACUUAUUGAAGUUGCGGAUCCGGAGGUCCUGUCCUGUCCCUCCUCCUCCCUCUGUGUCUCAUAGGGACAGCUGCAUGUGUGUGAACGAGGAUCAUCCCUGUCGCACCCCUCAGGACUACAGGCUCUCUGCUGACCCUAUCACUACCACACAGAUAGACCACUCUAUAGAUCGGGACAUCGCUGACGAUUGCGUGGUCUGUCUAUCUGCUAGAGCUUCUGUGGUCCUUCCCUGCGCCCACCGCUGCCUGUGCCUUCGCUGCGCCCAGCGGGUCACGGCCGAGUUUGGAAACUGCCCGCUGUGUCGCCAUUCAAUCAGAUACAGCGACGAGGACAGGGGGAUACAAAGUUGACCAACCGAUGGGGAAAGGAGGGAGAAAAGCAAAGAUGAUCUAAUCAGCAUUAUAUUAGUUCAUAAUAUUGCAAACAUUUCCCUUAUGUUCUUUUUUAUAUCAACUGUCUAUUUUUCACUGUGACUUAUGUUAUAAUGUAGGCAUGUAUAGUACAUGUAGGCAUGAAUACUUGAUGAAGAACGUCUCACUGUAGAUGUUUUAUUUGUCAAUGAAUCCAAAUGUAAAUA